GUCGACAUUCAUUUUUUGUUUCUUGGAAGAAAUAAUUGAAAUUGAACAUACAUUAUAUUGGUAUAUAAAUUUUGAUGAUCAAGAAGUAUUCCAAGAGUAUGCCUUCCUCGUGAUUUGCAAUUUUUUUUCCAAUUUUAUCCGAUGUAGGCUAUUUUAAAGGUGACGGAAUCCCUUCUUACGUAACACGGCCGACCGGUGUAUUUUCUUGCAACUGUACAACACCAUCAGUACAUGUAUUAAAGUCAACCGAUAUGUCCAAUAAUAAAUCGAAUGGUUACUCCUCCAAUGGUUCGUUGGUGGUUGAGACCCAUCACCACUUCCUAGACGAGCUGUACAAAAUGAUGGUUAAAGACGUUUAUGACGGAGGGAGAAACCGGGACUCGAAAGUGGUGGAAUUCAAACAUCCCAAAGAGUUAGAGGCCUUGAUGGAUCUAGGGCUUAAUAAGGAGACAUCAGAUGAUAAUCUACUGAAAAUCUGUCAGGACAUCAUCAAAUAUAGUGUCAAAACAGGGAAUCCCCACUUCUUUAACCAGUUAUGGAGUGGACUGGAUGAUUACAGUUUGGGAGGGGCCUGGCUCACUGAGGUCCUGAAUACAAGUGUAUAUACAUAUGAAGUGUCACCUGUGUUUACAUUAAUGGAGAAGACACUGAUAGAAAAAAUGUUGAAUCUCAUUGGCUUCAAAGAUGGGGAUGCCAUUUUUACUCCAGGUGGUUCCUUGGCCAACAUGUAUGCUUUGAACGUUGCUAGAUUCAAAAGGUUCCCAGAUGUUAAGAAAACGGGGGUGUAUGGUUUGCCCAAACUUUGUGUGCUUACUUCUGAAAAGGGUCACUACUCCAUUAAGAAAGGAAUGGCUUUCCUAGGACUUGGUUUGGAUAACUUAGUUAAUGUCAAGGCUGACAGUAAGGGAAAGAUGGAUGUCCAGGACUUGGAGGACAAAAUUCUUCAACUACAGAGUGAGUCCAAGGUUCCCUACUUUGUGAAUGCCACAUCUGGAACCACUGUGUAUGGGGCGUACGACCCACUGGAUAAGAUAGCUGACAUCUGUCAGAAGUAUGGUCUCUGGAUGCAUGUGGAUGGGGCUUGGGGAGGCAGUGCCUUGUUGUCCAAGAAAUACCGGGCCCUGAUGAAAGGCAUUGAUAGAGUUGACUCAAUGACAUGGAAUCCCCACAAAAUGAUGGGCUCUCCCCUCCAAACUGCAGCUUUCUUUACAAGACACAAGAAUCUCCUCCCUCCCUGCCACUCGGCCAAUGCUGCCUACCUGUUCCAACAGGACAAGUUCUACGACGUCUCUUACGACACAGGCGACAAGUCCAUACAGUGUGGCCGCAAAAACGAUUCCCUCAAACUUUGGCUGAUGUGGAAGGCCAAGGGAGAUCAGGGCUUUGAAAGGGACAUUGAUAAUCUCUUUGAAUGUUCAAGGUAUUUAGCCAAUUUGGUCAAGGAAAGAGAUGGAUUUGAAUUGGUCAUUGAACCUGAGUGUACCAAUGUUUGUUUCUGGUACAUACCGGCCAGCAUGAGGGACCAGACCAGAGAUGCUGAUUGGUGGGAGAGACUGGGAAAGGUGGCUCCAAAAAUCAAGGAGGGGAUGACCAAGGCAGGCACCAUGUUGAUUGGGUACCAGCCGGACGAGGAGCACGUCAAUUUCUUCAGGAUGAUCAUUACAAACCUGGAGAUCCUGAAAUCUGACAUGGACUUUGUAGUUAACGAGAUUGACAGGCUGGGAAAGGAUUUAUAGUUUAUAUCUCUGUAAAUGGGGAUCGCCCUGCGAGACAACAAAUGGCAUGCAUUGACUGGAUGAAAUUUUACUGAGUACUGAGAAGGACAUACCCAGAUUUUUUUUGUUAUGACAAAAUAAUUAGUUUGUUUUCUCUUUAAAUUCAUGUUUGUUUUACCGCUACCUUUUGAAUUUUUCACUUUGAGUGUUUCAAAGAAAGAAAUUAUAAGUGUUGUUUUUUUUUUCUCUUUUGAGAACUGAUAUAGAGGUAUAUGCCGGUAUUAUCUUAAUUUCCCUUUUAUAUUCUACAUGAAUAUAUUAAUUUUAAAGAUGCAUAUUUUGAUUCAGACUUACACAAAAAUAGCAAUUUAACCAAUGUGUAUUGUGCCUUUUUAUGUUAUUAUCUAAACCAGUUGAUCGUUUACAGAAAACUGCUUUGACCAUGACAAUUUAUUAUACUUUACAUACACCUCCCAGUGUCACCCAGUUUACAACUUGUUCAAUUUGUUUUCUUUUAUUUUUUUAACAUGAUUCAUGGCAUGUGAAUGAUAAAUUGGUCACAUAUAUAGACUACAGGUAUAUUCAUAUUUUCAUGCAUUUGAGCAGCUGACUGUUUGAUGUUAUAAACACCGCAUGAUAAAUUGCUCCAUAUUUUUUAGGCAUUUAUGACGGGUUUUAAUGCAAUAUAUAUCUGCUUUGGAUACAUGCAUGUUCAUAUUCUCAGCUGUUUUUGUAAUCAGUUGUUACAUUUAAAUGGAAUACUAUCUAAAGAUGAUAAAACAAUUAUUAAUAUACAUACAAUCUGCUGGUAUACCACAUUAUUAUUAUACCUAUAUUUGCUUUUUGUGUAAUCCGUUUUGAAAUUUAAAACAAUAUUUAUGUAUCUUAUGUUAAAAUUACAGAUGUUAAUGUAUGAUACAAUGCAGUAAGUACAUUUAUAUUAAAGUUCGAGCAUAUGCAUUUGCUGGUAGAUAAGAGCAAGAGAGAGUUUUACAACUGACACUGCUGCUUUAAAGAAUCUUUUCUCAUCUCUUUAUGCUGAAUAAACAUAUUCCUGAACUUUUACCUCAAUCUAGAAGACAUACUGUGCGAGUUUCUAGUCUAGAAUUACCUUUUUUCCCCCAAAUAUCUUGGCUUAAUUUAUAUUAACAUAACGAAAUGUUUAUAAAACAUGAUUUUAUUUUGUUACAUGUAUCAGGUUCUAUGUUUAUAUGUUAUAUGUAUACACAUAAUGCUGUUAAAAUUUGUGAAUUUGUGAUGAAUUGGUGCAUGUUUAGUCCAGUUUUAAUUUAAAUAUACAAGUGAGUAUAUUCUUUUGUGAAGAACUUGGUUGUUUCACUGGCAAAAAAACAUAUUCACUGGUUAAUAGAAUUUAACUCAUAAAGUAUUCUUCUUAUUUUAUGCAAACAAAUAGAUCCAAUUGCAUUUUUGGUGAGUUAAGAUUUUUCAGUUACUGUAUGUAGUGCUUUUUUUUUUUUCAUUAGUCCACAAUAGAGUCUGAUUAAAACCACCCCUGUCACUGACAAGGGUAAGAAGAAAGGGCCCUCAAGGGGGGUUGGUUUUAAUCAGACUGUUUACUAUAGUACCAGUAUUUGUAAUAAACACUUAUUUGUUUACUUUAUUAUACUACAAUCUGUUGAUCUGCACAAGUUUGUUAUGUAUAGGUUGUGUAACUGUCGGACAUAUUAAAAUAAGUUGAUCUUGA
Molecule: messenger RNA, 3420 nt
Organism: Magallana angulata
Lineage: Eukaryota; Metazoa; Mollusca; Bivalvia; Ostreida; Ostreidae
Product: cysteine sulfinic acid decarboxylase-like
Exons: 12
Coding region: 252-1736 (494 amino acids)
Biological process (GO): carboxylic acid metabolic process
Cellular component (GO): cytoplasm
Molecular function (GO): pyridoxal phosphate binding; carboxy-lyase activity
Source: RefSeq, a predicted model, not a curated record